Linum trigynum is the source of this 3384-nucleotide messenger RNA. The record is from the annotation of a GenBank genome assembly. Lineage: Eukaryota; Viridiplantae; Streptophyta; Magnoliopsida; Malpighiales; Linaceae.
AUGCCGCAGUCCGAUUCCGGGGAAGUCACUUCGGAGCAGUCGGUUAUCGGGGGAAACCCCUUGUCGGAAGCGUCGGUUUUUACCGGAGCUGGCUCGGCCGCCGGAGCCACCACUAGCGGAAGUAAUGCGGACGAGGAGCUGGUUCAUGAUGUUUCCGGGAGAAGCUUGGAGCUGGAUUUGUUUCAUCAAGUUGACGAUUCCCUGAAGGGUUUGUAUGUGUACAAGAAUGAUUUCAGCUUGGUGCCGAGGACGAUUCGGAGGCUCAACAGGCUCAGGACGUUUAAGUUUUUCGGGAACGAGGUGAAUUUGUUUCCGGCGGAGUUUGGGGAAUUGGUGGGCUUGGAGUGUCUGCAGGUGAAAUUGUCGUCGCCCGGCCUGAAUGGAUUGAGUUUGGGUAAAUUAAGAGGCUUGAAGGAGCUUGAGCUGUCUAAAGUGCCGCCAAGGCCUUCUGUUUUGACGAUUUUGAGCGAGAUUGCUGGCCUUAAGUGCUUGACUAAGCUUUCCGUGUGUCAUUUCUCUAUACGAUAUCUUCCUCCAGAAAUUGGUUGCUUAAGUAAGCUGGAGUACUUAGAUCUCUCAUUCAAUAAGUUAAAAUGUCUGCCGUUUGCAAUAAGUCAAUUAAGUACUUUGGUAUCACUUAAGAUUGCUAACAACAAACUUGUGGAACUACCCAUCGGUUUGUCGUUUCUUCAAAAAUUGGAGCUCCUGGACCUAUCAAACAACAGGCUGACUUCAGUGGGAUAUCUUGACCUUUGUUUGAUGCAGAAUCUCCUCUACUUGAAUCUUCAGUACAACAAGCUUCUCAGUUGCUGUCAGAUACCUUCCUGGAUAUCCUGCAACUUGGAAGGAAAUGGAAAGGACCUUUCAAAUGAUGAUUUCAUCAGUUCAUCUGUUGAAAUGGAUGUAUAUGAGACCUCCAUCAGCAAGGAUGAGAACAACAUUGCUUGUAACAUUACUCGUCAUGCUUCAGCAAGUCUAUUGAAUGGACAUUCAUCAAGUGGACGAUGUUUUGCAUCCCGAAGGUCAAGCAAGCGGUGGAAGCGCCGCCAUUAUUUGCAGCAGAAAGCUCGUCAAGAACGUUUGAAUAGCAGCAGGAAGUGGAAAGGUGAAGGGUCUCUUGAUUUAUCAAUCCCUAGUGUGGCUGAUAAUCCCAAGCUGUAUGUCACUGAUGAAAUUCAUGAAGACAAUUCAUUAGAAAUCAUAGGCAAUGAUGACGACAAGGAAGGAGAUGGAGUAGUACUUUCUGUUGAUGGAGAUUGCGGUGAAUCACAAAGUCUCGGGUUUGAUAAAAUAUCCGCCAAAGAAGUUUGCACGGAAAAUUCAACAUCUAAUUGUGAGUCCAGUAGUAGAGAUGAGGAGGACGAAAGUUGUGUGCUUGAUGAAGUUGAAAAAGAUAAAGAUUCGUAUCAGGACUCUAAAAUCUCUAGCAAGGCUAAGAGACAUUCCGAUGGGGAUCUUGAUAAUCCCAAACCGUGCAAGUGUAGCAGAACCGCGGGAGACAGCUUGAGUUUGUCCCGAAAGUAUAAUGACCUUUCAUUUUGUAGCAUUGAGGAUAACAUGGCUGACGGGUUUUAUGAUGCUGGACGGGACAGGCCGUUCAUGCCUUUGAGCAAUUAUGAGGAGAUUUUGCCUCUUGACACCCGUGAGGUCAUUCUUUUAGACAGGAAGCAAGAUGAGGUUUUAGAUGCUACAGUACUCUCAGCCCAAGCUUUGGUGUCUCGCUUGAAGAAGUUAAAAUUUUCCUCCCAAGAGAGGGCUAAUUCUGCAGUUGAUGAUCUUCAUAUUGCAUCUUAUCUGGCGCUCUUUGUCUCCGAUCAUUUUGGUGGCAGUGAUAAAAGUGCCACUGUUGCAAGAACAAGGAAAUCUGUGUCUGGCUCGAACUACAAGAAACCUUUUGUUUGCACUUGUUCAACUGGAAACCGUGACAGUGCUAGGAGUAGCGAAAAUUCUAGGCAGCUCUCAGAUAGUGCAGGAGAAAUCAAUCUUACAGAUAUCAACGAGAGAUGUUUGUAUUCCAUAAAAGCAAGACGAAAUUCGGUUGUAGUUCCUCUAGGUAAUCUGCAGUUUGGAGUUUGCCGCCAUAGGGCCCUGUUGAUGAAGUAUCUCUGUGAUAGAAUGAAUCCUCCAAUACCUUGUGAACUUGUCAGGGGUUACCUGGAUUUCACACCCCAUGCUUGGAAUCAUGUUAUUCUCAAAAGGGGUGGUUCCUUAGUCCGCAUGGUAGUGGAUGCUUGCUCCCCAUUUGACAUCAGAGAGGAGACGGAUCCUGAAUACUUCUGCAGGUACAUUCCUCUCAGUCGGACCACUGUAUCUCUUUCAAGUGAGAACUUCCCUCUUCCUGGUUGUUCCUUCCCUUCUCUCUCUACUUGCGAUGAGUUAGAAAAAACUGCUGCUAGCACUCUCAUGCCAUGCAAGCUAGAAUCAGUUGAAGCAGUAGCCAAGGUGCGAACGUUGGAGGUACAUGGAAGCUCGACGAAUGAGAUCAGGAACUUUGAGCACAGUUGUCUUGGGGAGGUGAGAAUGUUAGGCGCCCUGCAACAUCCUUGCAUAAUUAAGAUAUACGGGCAUCAAAUAUCCUCAAAAUGGAUCCUUGAAGAAGGGAGACCAGAGCGCCGAGUAUUACAGUCAGCAAUUUUUAUGGAGUAUGUUAAAGGUGGAUCCUUGAAGAACUAUCUGGAGAAGGUAUCAGAAGCAGGGGAUCAGCAUGUACCAGUGGACAUAGCGUUGUGUAUUGCUCAGAAUGUUGCUUGCGCAUUGGCAGAGCUGCACUCGAAGCACAUUAUCCACCGUGACAUAAAGAGUGAAAACAUACUUAUGGAUUUUGAGGGCGAAAGAGUGGAUGAUGGUAUUAUGCCUGUUGUGAAGCUAUGUGAUUUUGACAGAGCUGUUCCUCUGAGGUCAUCCUUACAUACUUGCUGUAUUGCUCAUAGAGGGGUAGUUCCUCCCAGUGUAUGUGUUGGUACUCCUCGAUGGAUGGCUCCAGAAGUUCUACGAGCAAUGCAUGAACAGACCACAUAUGGCCUGGAGGUAGAUAUUUGGUCAUAUGGAUGUCUCCUCUUGGAAUUGUUGACCCUCCGAGUACCUUAUUCCGACAUGCCUGAGCUGCACAUCCAUGAACUGCUCGAGUGUGGUGCGCGGCCGCCAUUACCUGCUGAGCUUGAGAGGCUGGGGUUGAUGAAUGUUCCUGCACAGAAGGAAAAGCCCGAGUCAGAUAUGGAUGAAUCCAGCGAACGUGAGAUAUUGAGGUUCCUCGUUAAUUUGUUUCGGCGAUGCACAGAGGGAAAUCCUGCAGAUCGUCCCACCGCCACGGAUAUUUAUGAGUCCCUGGUGGCUCACUCGAACACGAGAGAUUCGAGGAAGUUGAGAAGUAGUGUAGAUGACUAA